Molecule: messenger RNA, 2863 nt
Organism: Poeciliopsis prolifica (blackstripe livebearer)
Lineage: Eukaryota; Metazoa; Chordata; Actinopteri; Cyprinodontiformes; Poeciliidae
Gene: lratd1
Product: LRAT domain containing 1
Source: RefSeq, a predicted model, not a curated record
AUGGAGUUGGUGCCAGAAAGAUGUGAAGUACGAGCUUCGCACUGCAGCCGGAGCGCCCGGUGCGUGCCAAACACUGAAGGAGAAGCGAGAGAAGAAGGAGGGGAAAGAAAGAGACAGAAGGAGAGCAGAGGACUGAGCAGCCCUCUGUACUCAUGGAUCAUAAGGAUAUCUAAUCAUUCGCCCUCGGGAGCGCACAGACACCGCAGUCCAUGCCUCUGCCUUGCCGGGUCAUUGAUGGGAAACCAACUGGAUCGGAUCACCCACCUCAACUACAGCGAGCUGCCCACGGGGGAUCCGUCCGGGCUGGAGAAGGACGAGCUUCGGGUCGGCGUCGCCUACUUCUUCUCUGACGAAGAGGAGGAGGUGGACGACCGCACUCCGUCCGACUGCGGCUUCACCAAGGACCACAGCCCGGCAGAGGAGGGACCCUUCUCGGUCAGUGAGGUGGAGUACUCGGCGUUCUGCUCCCAGGAAUGCAUCUUCUCCAAGCUGCGGGAAAACGAGGACCUGAACGUGUACUCGGUCAAAACUUUGCUGACUAUGUGCAAGCCGGGGGAUCUGCUGGAGCUGGUGGCCACCGCACAACCCCCCCACUGGGUCAUUUACCAGCGUGACGACCAAGUUAUUCACCUGCACAAGGGCGAAAUCCGCAGGGACAGUCUGCUGGAGAUCAGCAACGGUCGGCACGGCAGAAUAGUUAACAAUCGGUACCGAUUUCGGCCGCUUCCUCCGGACCUGGUGAUGCAGAAUGCUUCGGGACAUCUAGGGCUGAGAAGUGAGGAGAUUUGUUGGACCAACUCUGAAAGUUUCGCUGCCUGGUGCCGCUUCGGGAAACGGGAAUUCAAAGGAGGCGGGGAGGCGCACUCUGCGGAGCAGCAGUAUUUCCUCAAAGUGCACCUGUCCGGCAGCGGGGUGCACACUCUGGUCUUUCGGAGUCUGGAGGACAUGAUCCGCGAGCGGCGGAGAGUGGACGCCAGUGGAAUUCUUAAAGAGCUCUCUUUGGUGACCGGAGACAAGGACUGAUCAGGAAUUCCGUUUGAUAUCCUCCACCUCCAGUCACCGAGGCGCAUGGACGCACGCUUUACUGGCGCACACACUAACAGGACCCUCACACAUACGCAAACAAUUAAGUCCCGCCAGAAGCGCACAUAUGAAUAAGGACCUGUUGUUUUGGGACCGUCGUUUAGUACGGACCUCGAUGCACUGUGGAUUUCCCAAUAAAAUGGAGAGUACUGAGAAACGAGGGAGCGCGGCCAUAUAAACAGACAACGCCCCGCAUGGUUAGGACGCGUGCUGAGUGGCGCACACGAUUCCUAAUCGACCCCAUUAACACAGGACAAGCAAAAUCACCUUUACACGGCGCACACGACUCGGUUUGAUUUCUUUGAUUUCCAGGAGGGGAAAAAAAGUGGAUUCGGUUCCUUUCUUCUCUGCAGCAGCAGAGCAGACCGGCAGAGGGAGGGGACGGGUGUAGAUGGGAUCUGGGGAUGUCUCUCAAAGGUCUCCCUUCUAUUUUUUUACUGUUAGCUUUACGACCAGGACAGACCCAACGACACGAACUCCAGCCACUUAAUGAUUCAUAGACCUCUGAAAGCCUGAGCUGGUUGCAACAGUUGCCUAAGCAAAGCGUCUUGGCUUGACCAAGCUCCUCUUUUUGCCAUAUUGUUCUCUCCACAAUGCUGUCAUCUCGCUCACAGCACUGGAUGUAUGUGUAAAUUGUAUUCAUACAUUGGUUUUAAAAUUUGAGUCCCUUAUUUUUGUAUUUAAGUUUAGUGGAAUUAUCUCUUUUUUGGUUCAAAUAAAUCAAGGUUGAAAUAUGAAAAGAAAAUCGACCUGGUCCAUUAGGUCUUGUUUUUGGCUGCACACUCACACUCACACAUCAACAGUGUUACUCUCCUCAUUUGUGCUCACACAAAGCUAUGAAAUAUUCAUGCUCUGAUACCUCCUGACCUCUCUCAAACCAAACACGCUUCACACAUCUUUGUAGUAAUCUGCAUUAAGCAGAAAACAUAAAUCAGUGAUCUUGCAGCUUAUUCUGACUGCUUACAAUCAAUUCUUUACUGGCAUUUCAUAACUCAUGCUCUGAUCUGUCUUAAUUAGGAUUUUUGCAGCCUCCCAUGCAUCCUUGUGCACAUAUUUGACAUUACAAGAGUGCACAAAAUGUCACAGUCUUUAUCUUUAAGCAACACAGCUGCUUAUUUAUAUUGAUUAGCUUCUGUGAUGGUAGGAAAAUGGCUUUGUUUUCCUGUUUUUUAUUUAGGGUUGGAUCAAUCACCUCACCAGACAAUCAUCUUUGUUCGUGUGAUGCUUAAGUUUUUCUUUAAUAUGAAUUGAAAGGGCAAGGAAGCAUAUAUUUGAAGGUGCCUUGCCAUGAUGUGUGCAUUUGUUGAGCAUGUUGCAGACAUUAGAAUGUCUUUAAAAGAUUGUAUGGAACAGCAGAGCAGGUUUAAUUGAGUCCUCACUUCCAAAUAUUUUGUUUUGUUGAUGAGAGAGCUGCAGAUGGUUUGUUUCAACAGAGGUGAGCAGCUUGUGUGCAGUAACAAAGCUGAAUUGAUGAAUAUAUAUAUGUAAAGCAUUGACAUCCUGAAUCUUGACUCUUGAUUUGUGUUUCAAGGUUUGCACAUUGAAUGGGGUAGUUUGCAUUGGCACUAAAGCCGUGCAUAUACUUUAAAAAGAUGUGUUCAAUAAUUAUUAACUCUUCAAUUGUAUUCAGUAGCAGUUCUUCAUUAUGUGGCUCAGGUACAGCUGUGUCAGGGGGAGAAAUAAACAAACAACAACAACAAAAUGUAGCUGUCAAUUACAAACCAAAAGAUUUUCUAAUGCGUAUUGUCAUGAAAAGCAAAUAAAUGUGGAGCUACGGAGA